CCUGAAUGGGAGCACGUCAGAGCGCCGCGGGCGCACCGAGCCGCCUCUUGCGCUCCGAGCUCCGCAGACGCGCACUGACGCAACACAAGUCAGCGGCAUGUUCCGUGAAACUGCAGGAGAAUCACGGAGCCGCCGCCGUGGACAUGAGCGGGACAUUUAUUUUACCCUUUCGCAUCCCGGAAUAUGAGCUUUUAGGUGGACGCCGCGCGGGGAACUUUGGGAAUCUAUCUGAAGAAGCAGGUGAUCGGUGAGUGUCAACUCGCACAAUAGCCGUUAUCACUCGAGAGAGGGUGUUAAUGACGCAACACUUUACUGUAAAUAUCUGUUCCUCUUUACGCGCGCUUCUUGUCAGACUCGGCGUAUUUCGGGCAGCAGAUGGCUUCGCACAAAAAGAAACGAAGACCAUCGUCACUAAAGAGACCUCGUUGUUGCUCCGUGGAAUUCACUGACAUGCACUUCUGCCCAAACGAUGCCCAGUCUCAUUUCCAAAGUCAUGGGACUGACGCGCGGUGGUGAACUGCUGAGCCUCGCCGAGUCCUCACUUCAGACACUGACUGACGGCCGCCUCGCGCUCACGCUGGAUGUGAUGUAGCGGCCAUGAAUUAGAGCGGCACCGGUUCCAGUGCGCGUCCCGGCAUGGAGCCUCUCAACCGCAGCACGGUGGCCGACAGCGGGCUCUCGGAUGAGGCUUCAUCGAGUCGCAUCCUCACCGCCUGCUUCCUCUCCUUGCUCAUCCUGACGACUUUGCUGGGGAACACGCUGGUCUGCGCCGCCGUCACCAAAUUCCGCCAUCUGCGCACCAAAGUCACCAACUUUUUCGUCAUCUCGCUCGCAGUGUCGGACCUCCUGGUGGCCAUCCUGGUCAUGCCAUGGAAGGCGGUGACGGAGAUCGUCGGCUUUUGGCCUUUCGGAUCUUUCUGCGACACCUGGGUGGCCUUUGACAUCAUGUGCUCCACCGCCUCCAUCCUGAACUUGUGUGUGAUCAGCCUGGACCGCUACUGGGCCAUCUCCAGCCCUUUUCGAUACGAGCGGAAAAUGACGCCCAGAGUGGCUUAUGUGAUGAUCAGUGUGGCCUGGACUCUGUCUGUCCUCAUUUCCUUCAUCCCUGUGCAGCUGAGCUGGCACAAGGCCCAGGCGCCGUCCGCAGCCUCUGGCUUGGGGAACAGCACAACCCAGCAGGGCCCGGAGAACUGCGACUCCAGCCUCAACAGGACCUACGCCAUCUCUACCUCGCUCAUUAGCUUCUACAUCCCCGUGGCCAUCAUGCUGGCCACCUACACGCAGAUCUACCGCAUCGCACACCGACAAAUCCGCAGGAUCUCGGCUCUGGAGCGGGCGGCCGAAAACGCCAAGAACCGGCACGACAGCAUGGGCGGAGGAGGCUCCAGCAUCUCCGAGUCGGAGAGCUCUUUCAAAGUGACGUUCAAGAGGGAGACCAAGGUGCUGAAGACGCUGUCUGUGAUCAUGGGCGUCUUUGUGUGCUGCUGGCUUCCCUUCUUCAUCCUCAACUGCAUGGUUCCCUUCUGCGAGCAGACGAGCGGGGGCCGGACCUUCCCUUGCAUCAGCCCCACCACCUUCGACGUGUUUGUGUGGUUCGGCUGGGCUAAUUCCUCCCUCAACCCCAUCAUCUAUGCCUUCAACGCCGAUUUCCGCAAAGCCUUUUCCAUCCUGCUGGGCUGCCACAAACUGUACCCAGGAGGCCACACCAUCGAGACAGUCAGUCUAAAUAAAAAAUGACUCAUGACUCUCAGAGUCCUGACUCAUCCUUCAUGCUACGAGUCGGAGUGUUCUUGCUGAGGUCGGGAUGUGGCGACCCUGCGUGUUUGCACAGCGCGAGUGGCGGGCUGUGGGCAGCCUGAGAUGAGAGGAAGUGGAGGAUUGAGCUCAGAGCCUCGCAGCACCACAAAUGCCAUCGCGUCAGGUGUCGCGCCGUCAAAACCUCUGCAGCACACGUGACCUGAAUUUGCUCAUUCAGCUGAGCAGCAAUUACCCCCAAAUGUCAAGCAGCAGGUCGUCUCCGACCGAUGACGGCGGGCCCAGAAAUGCACCUCAAAUCUCACCCACACGUCAAAACAAUACGAGGUUGAUCACAUUGGCCCGACAGCCGUCUCAUGAAUUAUUUCUGCUGCACUGCUUGGAGUGGGUUUUUACGGCGGAGUGUCUGGUUUUACUGUGAGUGUCCGGUUUUCUGUCCCAGAGCAGCAGCGUACGAGCUAUUUUGUUGUGUGAAGAGAGUCUUUGGACACGUCUGCAGUCCCGAAAUGACACACGAGUUUCAUUUGCUGCUGACUUACGAUUAAAGACGACCUCUUGUUACCGGCGGGUUGUGGCUCUUCUUUACAGCAACCUUCAGGUGAAGUGCACAUCCAGGUCAUGACGGAGAUCCUGUAGCAGGCUGACAUCACUGAAAUGGAGUCGCAUAAAGCAGGAAACACGAGCACUGGGACUGGCGGACUCUUGUAAAUAAACCAACACGUCCUGUCCACACCUCCUCAAAUCAACGUGAGCGCACCUCAAAUGUCAGAUAAUGAACGGCCGCAUGUCGCACGUCAACGCAAAUCUGAAUUGAAAGACCUUAUUUGAAGUGGAGAAUUCACUUUCCUAAAUGUUUGGAAAAAGUAUUGCUGUUUGGAAAAUGAAGGCUAUGGACUCAUGGCGUAUUCCGGUGACUUCUGAAUUCUAAAUUGGUGGUUGCAUCUAAAUCAAGUGUAUUUACAGAAGCACAUCUGCUCCCACAAUGCUGCAGACGUUAGAAAAGCUAUAGCUACUGUGAGCAGAUGACACAUUUUGGUGCCUGAGACAGCUGUAUAGUUAGCAUGCUCAAGCUAACAAUGCUAGGCUAAGUAGCUUCUCACUCAACCGAACUUCAGCAAAAUCAGUAAAUUUAUUACUGACGCAAAAUGUCUGCAUAUUAAAUGCGCACUGUUUUGGAGGCUACUCAACAUGUUUUGUAAUUAAAUGUUACUUUUUUAUGAACGUGAGAAAGUAAAUUCAUUUGUUGGAAAACAUGUCUUGGGAAAAAGGGAAUGGUUUUAUCGUACUAAUUCUCAAUGUGAUUCUUUCAUAUAAAGCUGUAACCCUUGAUACAACCAGUCAGUUCUGCAGAGGUAAAAGUGAGCGACGACUCUUGUGAUGUUUUCCUGACACAAACACACAACUGAUUGGGACAAACAAUGAAAGAAAAAACUAAAUUGAAGAGUCACUGUCAGCUGCACUGAACAAUAUUGAGUUUGCCUACAGUUGGUGUCAAAUGUCUGGUGCAGGUCUGGAAAUGAGAUCCUACCACGGGUGGGGGAGGACAAGUAUCUUGGAGUCAUGUUCGCAAGUGAGGGAAGGAAAAAACUUGCUAGAAGCCACUGUAUACCACAGGGAAGAAAGAGCUGAGCCAAAAGACAAAGCUAGAUUUACUGGUACGGCCCAACUCUCACAUGCUGUCUUGGAAACUGACUGAAAGAACAAGAUGUCUCAUAGAGAAAACGUCAGAAUCUCAGGGAGACGAGGCUUCGUAAAUCCUCUUUAGCCUUGAGAUAAGCCCGAGUCCUUCCAACUGGGUGGAGGUACCGUGGCCGACCCGGUUCACAAAGUUGAGUUUAUCAGUCUCCGAUCACAAUUCUCUGCUGGUUUUGAGAGAGAGGGAAGGCUGGGCUGGACUUGCAGAUGGUUGGAGUCCACAGUUAAAGAAAGUGUCCCUGACACACACACACACACACGGUUGUGUGCUCUCUCUCUCUGUGGGCCCGGGCUGCCCUUGCCCCUGCGAAGCCUCCCCCAGCGAUCCAUGGGAAGGGAAGAGCAAUUAUUCUGACUGACAUCAUUCAGAAUGUUGCUGAGGUGCCGACACCACAGGACGUGUGCGUGAUCACGCCGACGUCACCUGCUCUGCAGCGCCAACCUCCAGACCGUGUGAUCAGGUUUGGCUCAGUCAUCCUUGCUUUUGUUUGACUGUCAAAGCAGAACUGUCUUUUCGGACGGCCACGUUGGACGUAGGGACUUCACUUGAUGGUAAUGACUGGCCUUGAGGAAAUGAU
This is a messenger RNA of Synchiropus splendidus (mandarinfish), 4028 nucleotides long. Its product is annotated as D(1) dopamine receptor-like. Gene Ontology annotation, cellular component: membrane. Gene Ontology annotation, molecular function: G protein-coupled receptor activity. NCBI's taxonomy places the organism in Eukaryota, Metazoa, Chordata, Actinopteri, Syngnathiformes, Callionymidae. The transcript has 2 exons. Gene Ontology annotation, biological process: adenylate cyclase-activating adrenergic receptor signaling pathway. The record is from RefSeq and is a predicted model, not a curated record. The coding region runs from base 637 to 1737 and encodes 366 amino acids.